GCGCGCGCACACCAUUGUGUGGCUGACUCGGCCGCAGCUGCGGUGUGAGGCGCGUGUUCGGGCCUUCGCCGUCCCCGCACCCGCACCGCAGCCCUGCCCCGCGGCCUGCCGCACCUCAGCUAGCCUCCGGGACCCCACCCGCCACGGCCAUGCCGCGCGUCUACAUAGGACGCCUGAGCUACAACGUCCGCGAGAAGGACAUCCAGCGCUUUUUCAGCGGCUACGGCCGCCUCCUCGAGAUCGACCUCAAAAAUGGGUACGGUUUCGUGGAGUUCGAGGACUCCCGCGACGCCGACGACGCCGUUUACGAGCUAAACAGCAAGGAACUGUGCGGCGAGCGCGUGAUCGUAGAGCACGCCCGGGGCCCGCGCCGCGACCGCGAUGGCUACAGCUACGGAAGCCGCAGUGGUGGAGGUGGAUACAGCAGUCGGAGAACUUCUGGAAGAGACAAAUAUGGACCACCUGUUCGUACAGAGUACAGGCUUAUUGUAGAAAAUCUGUCUAGUCGGUGCAGUUGGCAAGACUUAAAGGAUUUCAUGCGGCAAGCAGGAGAAGUGACUUAUGCAGAUGCUCAUAAGGAACGCACAAAUGAGGGUGUAAUUGAAUUUAGAUCCUACUCUGACAUGAAGCGUGCUUUGGAUAAACUGGAUGGCACAGAAAUAAAUGGCAGAAAUAUUAGGCUUAUUGAAGAUAAGCCACGAACAAGCCAUAGGCGCUCUUACUCUGGAAGUAGAUCCAGAUCACGGUCCAGAAGAAGGUCACGGAGUAGGAGUCGCAGGAGCAGCCGCAGUAGAUCUCGAAGUAUCUCAAAAAGUCGCUCCCGAUCUAGGUCUCGGAGCAAAGGUCGAUCCCGAUCCCGCUCAAAAGGCAGGAAGUCCAGAUCAAAGAGCAAAUCUAAACCCAAGUCUGAUCGGGGUUCCCAUUCACACUCAAGAAGCAGAUCUAAGGAUGAGUAUGGGAAGUCCCGAAGUAGGUCACGUUCUCGGUCCCCCAAAGAAAAUGGAAAAGGAGAUAUAAAGUCCAAAUCCAGAUCCCGGAGCCAGUCUCGAUCCCAUUCACCCCUGCCUGCUCCACCUUCAAAGGCUCGUUCUGUGUCCCCUCCGCCAAAAAGAGCUUCCAGGUCCCAUUCUAGAUCUCGUUCGAGGUCCAGAUCAAGUUCCAGAGAUUAACCCUGAACUCUACGUUCUUUGCACACUAUAAUGGAACACUUUCCUACUUGCUUAGGCAGUUACUCUUCCAAGUUUGUACUUGGCCUCUUCUUCAAGAGGAUGUCCUGAAAAGGGAACACAAGAAUUUGAUUUAUGGCCAAAUUUAAUGAGAAAAAGAUGAGGUUUUAAAAUGGUGGUAUGAAGCCCUCUCCCUUCUUUGUAGAAUUAAGAUAAUUUUGAUUUUAUAGCCUUUGAGCCUAAAAUAACUUUUAUAAAGAUUAAGCUCAUUUAGAUUUUUUUUUAAUAUUGCAGCAGAAUCUGCUGCUGAGUUUUGUUGUUUUGUUUGCUUAUUUUUAAAUUAACUGUUUCAAAGCUUUGGAAUACUGCAGGCUUUAGAGGGAGAACCCAAAUUUUCAAUUAUGUUAGCUUUUUAUAAAGCUCGAGUUAUGUAAGAUUUAAAUAAAAGUUUGCUACCAAGAUGAUUGCCUUAUUGAAUAGGUCACUAAUAGGGUCCUGAAAGUGUUGAUACCUGACAUUUAUGAAGACAGUGUAAAUUCCACUGAAGUGUAAAACAAGGCAAGCCUCAGACCAACAGCAAUAAAUCAGUUUGGAUAACCUUA
Mesocricetus auratus (golden hamster) is the source of this 1768-nucleotide messenger RNA. RefSeq names its product serine and arginine rich splicing factor 6 (gene Srsf6). The record is from RefSeq and is a predicted model, not a curated record. Gene Ontology annotation, molecular function: mRNA binding. NCBI's taxonomy places the organism in Eukaryota, Metazoa, Chordata, Mammalia, Rodentia, Cricetidae. Gene Ontology annotation, cellular component: cytoplasm; ribonucleoprotein complex; nucleus. The transcript is spliced from 6 exons. Gene Ontology annotation, biological process: alternative mRNA splicing, via spliceosome; mRNA splice site recognition. The coding region runs from base 150 to 1169 and encodes 339 amino acids.